Molecule: messenger RNA, 721 nt
Organism: Triplophysa rosa
Lineage: Eukaryota; Metazoa; Chordata; Actinopteri; Cypriniformes; Nemacheilidae
Gene: mrpl21
Product: mitochondrial ribosomal protein L21
Exons: 7
Coding region: 47-673 (208 amino acids)
Cellular component (GO): mitochondrial large ribosomal subunit; ribosome
Molecular function (GO): structural constituent of ribosome
Source: RefSeq, a predicted model, not a curated record
CGGGGGACUCAUUUGUUCCGCGCGUGUGUGUUUCCGGUUGAUUCUCAUGAUGGCGAUGACUUUGAACAAAGGGAAUUUAACAGGAAUAUUAAGAGUUUUUCAGACCGCAGGAACAUGUUUAACACAGUCCACACCUGCACGCUGUUUGGUUCCUACAUUAGCAUGCCGUCAAAACUCAUCAAGCGUCACAAAUCCUGCAAGUUUUGUUCCACACACAUCCUUAUCAAGACCACCGUGGCCAGAACUACCAGCGUUUGACCCUGAAGAUCAAGAGAAGAAGCAUGGAGCGGUUGUGCAGAAGGUGAACGGCCUCAUUCAGAGCGGAGAAUACGGACGUUUGUUUGCCGUUGUUCAGUUUGCCGGCCGUCAGUGGAAAGUCACCAAUGAAGAUUUAAUCCUCAUUGAGAAUCACAUUGAUGUUGAGUGCGGCGCCGGAAUCAGACUGGAGAAGGUGCUGUUGGUCGGAGGGAAUGAUUUCACGCUCAUUGGAAAGCCACUUCUUGGCGGUGAUCUGGUGAGAGUUCAGGCCACGGUUAUUGAGAAGACCGAAUCCUGGCCGAUGGUACACAUGAGAUUCUGGAAGAGACAUCGAUUUCAAAAAAAGAAAAUCAUUAUUCAGCCUCAGACUGUGUUGAGGAUUAACACCAUUGACAUUUUACCAAGACUGACUUAACCUCUUAUGUAUCCGCCAGCAUCACUUCUGGAACCUCAGACCUGAUUU